This is a messenger RNA of Linum trigynum, 3813 nucleotides long. The record is from the annotation of a GenBank genome assembly. NCBI's taxonomy places the organism in Eukaryota, Viridiplantae, Streptophyta, Magnoliopsida, Malpighiales, Linaceae.
AUAAAAGCUUACGCUUUUACGCUUCUGGUUCACCAAAACGCUUUACGCUUUUACGCUUCUAGUUGACUAAAUGAGUAUUCUAUUCACGAAAAUACUUAUAUUUUACAAGUAAAUCACAAAAAAAAUAUGAUAUAUUUAAGAUUAAAAGAUACAUAUCAAGUACUUGGGUGCAUUCUUAGUUUCAAUAGAGUAAUCUAAUUCACCAACUAAAGCCUUCCCAAAAUCACUUGCUUAGAGGGGAAGGUAGUUUAUGGUUAAGAUAUAUGUUUAUGAACUUAUUGUUAAAAUGUUAUGAGUUUCUCAACUUUAGACAUGAAUUACAGGUAUUUAUUAAAUUAUCUAAACUAUGUGUACUCAUAUUUUACAUAGUAUAUGCCAUACUUAACACAUUUUCCGUUAUUUUACAGUAUGCGUCAAAAACUUACGUUUUUACGCUUUGAUUCUACGGCUUACGAUUUUACCUAUUUUCCGCUUCUAGGUAGAAUCGCGCUUUUGAAUGCAUUGAUUAUACUUAAUAUAUCAUUUUAUCUCCCGGGAUCCACCCUCUAACCUUCUCCCUCCGCCCCUGGGUACAACAGAUUCUCAUAGUAGAACCACGAGCCACUCUCCAAAAUCCACUCACAAGUAGACUGUGACGGCAACUGAAUGAGAAGCAACUGAUUACCCAGAAAGGAGACCCUAACAAUCCCAUCUCUACGCCAAAUAUGAUUCAUCCAUGUCCUCAAAUAAAAAACGACGGAGCUGAAUUCAAAAACUGACCUACGAGACAAAACUUACAUCUUGCUGCACCUUCCUCUCAAACAAACUUCGGCAUACGAAGCCCUCUAUUGACAAUCUAAGAUUUAAUAUACAUUAGACGAUUUGCUUCAGAGAUUCCGAACAUAUUUGGCCAAAGGCUUUGACGGCUCUUGAGGGGUGAGGGCCGAAAUCUCCGAUUGCAGAACAGUGCUCACCGGUGGUGAAUCGCUCAUUAGAAAAGACAAAGAGGAGAAAAAGGAGUUGCGCCGGUGCAAGUGCCGACGCAGCUAGCUAAGCCCAAGGGUCGGAAACUCAGCUAACCAGAGAGGAAUAAUGCAUUUUCUCUAUCUACUUUCUCUCACUUUUCGUUAUUUACUUUUACAUCUAGAAAGAUCUGUUAUUCUGUUCUAUUAAACUAAUUUAACUGAUCACAAAUGAAAUAAAAAAAUUUAGUAGCAAACAAACUGUUUUAAUAAAUUCAGUGACCAAACUUGCAAUUUACCCCAUUUUCAAAUCCUAUCCUCCUCCCACUCACGUCCCCUCAUAUUCACGCAUUCCAAAAACUUCAAGCCAUCAACGUCCAAAAUCAAUGUGUUGAGUGUUGACCCCAUUAACUAAAAAAUACUAAAGGUGCAAGAGUUGGAUCUCCUACAAACUAUAGAGAGAAACAAAAUGUAAAAAAAGUGCAGAAAAGGGCAUAAAAUGUGGCCAGAUAGACCCUUUAUUUGGUUAUAUGACUAUGUCACUAGAAUAGAAGAAAUUAAAUACGACAACAACGUACCUACGAGACUGCCGCAGAAUGGGAAUAAUAUUGUUGCAACUUCAUAUACAUUAAGCCUGUAUAAAAAAGACCAAAACCUAACCACAUAAUCACAGUACCACAGAAAGCUUAUAGACUCGCUAGCUAACCCAUGGCGCACCAUAACUAUGCAUCAGAUGCUCGUAAAUUUGUCGCGGCGAUAGCGAUGGUUGCGGUGGUAGGGUUUGCUGCUCGAGUCGUCGUCGUCGAAGCGGAAUGCGGCCAUAUUGCACCCAAUCCGGCAAUGGCGCCCUGUCUGAAUCGCUACGCCCUCUGCAUAGACGAAGUUGUCGCGGGACUGUGGGACACGACGCCGAAGAAGGAGGGUUUGUUCGACUCCAAGUCGUACCCAAAGGGCGUCAUCGGAGGCGUUACGGGCUCGGCCAGUUGCGUCCCCGGGACCAACGUCGAGAAUUGCAAGAAGUGUCUUUCCACGGCCAAGACCUCACUGGACGAGUGCAAAUCGGUCACGUCCGGCUCCUUCACUAACGAUGUUUGCACCAUGUGGUACGGCCAAACCCUGAAAUAACAAAGCCUAUAUGAUAACUUGCUCAACGACGAAUGAUAUGCCCGAGGCUAAAUCUUUCCGAGUGAACGAAAGAGGGAAUGGGAUGGAAUUGUGCUAUGUAUUUCUCUUUCCAUACGUACUUGCUUAAUUGUCUUUUAAUUGGAGUUGCGAGUGUCAAGCAAGAGAGUGGGAUGAGGUGUUGUAAUUUGCUUUUCAAGUGUGUGUUUUUACGUCUUGGGUAUUUGCACUAAUGAAUAAUUAGUGCAAUAAUGUUGUUUCCUCUCUUUGUUUUUCAAUGGAGUACAAGUGAAUUUGCUGUGUGCAAGGAAUGAACUUUGGUUUACGUACGUACUCACAUAACCAAAAACACAUUUCUAGCGUUUGAAUGCCCAAACAACUUGAAAUCACAAGGACCAUCUCUGCCCUCAAAAAAUUUCAGCCACGUUUGAACCGGCACACAAAAGAGGGCAACUACAUAUUCGAAACACCGAGAUCUGCUACAGUGAAGUAAGGGCGUAGACGAGAGACGAGAAGAUGAGAAAACAAGCUGAUCAUGGAGCCAACACCAUCCUCCCUUUGCCACAACAAGAAAAAGGCUUUCUAGAUUUAAAGAUUCGGAUUAGAACAGCAAACAUAAGUAAGAGGCUGGAAGAAGAGAAAAUGGAACCGAAAUCAAAAGCAGAGAAACAAAGUGUAUAGAAGGGAAGACAUGCAAAUAAAAAGAACGAAGGGCUAGAGCCGGCGAGAGAUGGAAUAUGAAAGGCUAGAGAGAAUUCAGAGAAAAGGAGCUUCCUACUGUCGGGUGCCUAAUGCCCGUUAUUUUCGUUAGCAAUGCAAGACCAUUCAAAGAAUGCAAUCUGCCAUGGGCUUUGAUGAAGUUCAUUGAGCUGAACAAUAUAAGCCAAUGGGGGAGACCUAGACUGCUCUCCUAAAUACCUACGAAGGGACGUUAAACAUAAGGAAACUCGCAUAUAUCUUCUUUUUCGUGAGUAUGAAGCGUUUGACAUGCCAUAAGGUGAAAGCAUUCAUGAUAUGUAUACUCGUUUUAAUGCUUGUAAUUGUUUUUCAUGAGUAUGAAGCGUUUGAAGCAAGUUCUUAAUAUCAGAAGUUGAACUCUCCUUUAAAUAAUUCCACUUUGAAGAUGAUCAAACUGAUAUUUAGAUAGUGGUUGUUCACACCAAAUGUACGGUAAGAAAUCAUUUAUGUUCUCAGCUUCGUCUCCUAAGAAAGUGAUCUUCCAAGAUGACAUAAGGGAACCUUUCAGUGGUUUUCUUUUUCUUUUAUUAUAUCGCUUUGUUUUUUUCUUUUUUUUUUGAAACUUGCCUCUUUGUACAUAUUUGGUUAUGCAUCUUUACUCAUCUCUCUUGCUAAAGAGCGAAGAGGCAGACAAUGGAGAAAUCUCACACUUUCCAUCGAAAAAGACGAAAGUGACCAAGGAACUGGCGAAACCAGAUUCAACGUUCUUCCAUCUUUUUAUUAAGUGUUCGUUGAUUUUUUAUAUAUUUUGCUUCUAUUUUCCGUCUCAGCACAGGGUCAGUUCUAAGACCUUGUUCAGUAUCAUUUAUAUUUUCUGUUUUGUGUUUUCACAUGUGAAAACAUAUAUUAAAACAUCUUUACUUAUGCUAUUAUCAGUUGUUGUGGCAACAAGAAUUGGCAACACCAUAGAAAUUAGAUAAAAUCAAUGCAACCACUUUAAUUAGAUUUUUAUUGUUUCCGAAAGUUAUCUUGUGGAUCUUAUCAAUUGUCGGAAUAAAUUUCAUUCAAUGGA